CAGAUUGGGUUGAGUGAUAGAUUCGUUUUAGAUCCUUAUUGAUCACAGCAUUAGUUCUUUCUAACAUAUCGAAAUAUGUAGCUAAAUGCGUUUAGUGAUAGUUGGAUAAUUCGUUCCAAGGACUGAAGAAUGCAUAAAACUUGAUUUAAGUAGGAAAACUUGAUUGAAAAAUGAGGCAUAUAAAAUACUUUGUUUUCUUUUUAUACGUUGUAUUCUUGUCCGAAUUAAUUAAUUUUUUCGCUAUGCUUGACUCGUGAUUUUACUGUUCGCUGUAGCGUUUUUGCCUAUUGUAUCAUUCUGAUUUUAUUCGCAAGGAUAUUCGCUGAAUCGUUCGUUGUAUCAUACUCUAUCGUAUUUUGAAAUACAUAUAGUCUUUAUGAAUAUGUUAAUCGGAUGAAACAAGAUAAAAGCGGGAAAUGGGACCGCAUUCUUACCGUCCAGGCUUAUCGUUGUACUAUCUGAAAACUUUCACGACGCUACGAUGGCUUAAGUUGAUACAAUUUACCCCUGGAAAAUGGCCUACGGCGUUAUCCAUAAGAUCUGCUGGAAAUCCUCGUUGGCUCAGAUGGUUAAUGGUUUUACGUUACUCAGCUUAAAGUAGUUCAAAACUACGUAAAUACAGCAUUGACGAACAAAAAUCUUCAGUAAGAGCCUGGUUUUUGUUAGUGCAGUUACCGUAUCGACGAACGAUCAUGUUAAAAUUAGUUACUUUAGUGGCGACGGUAAUGAUGUUGCAAUAUGAAAAUGCCAAAGCGAAUUCACUUUCUUACUACGAACAAGCAUCCGACACUGAAACACGUUCAAUCACAAGGCAUUUCAGCACGAUUCGAACGAAUCGCCACGUUUCGAUUGCUCGGGUGUUACUGUUUCAAAGAAGAGAAUCGACGUACUGGAAAAAUUUCAGAACGAGUUCCUUCGAUCACCGAGCCAAUUAAUCACGAUGAACACGUCUCCAUUUUACUCGACGCAACUUCCAAACAAGGACCAAACCCAGAAGGGUCCCGAAAAUGCGGAGCAGGAAAAAGCGAAGCCGAUAGACAGCGAUAUGGUGGACGAGAAAGCAGGAGACAUUGUAGAAAAUACCAAAAAAAAAAAAGAGUAGACGGAAAGCGAGUCGACGACAAUAAAAGACGACGGUCCGAGCACGGUUACGCCCUCGACGAACAUCGAUGAAGAGGCCGUACGGUGAGACGAAGGUGAAUGAAAAAGAAAGGUUAACGUCGUCGAAAAUCGACGAUGCAGGAUAUAGCGCAUCUACGAAUGAAAAGGAGUUGCAAAAACCACGAACGAGGACAAUGAAAUCGUCGGACCGGCUGGGAAACACGAAAUACUGGAAAAUUCGAACGCAGUAGCGAACGAAUUUGGUAAACCCCAAAUCGAUGAACCGAUGGAGGAGAAUCAGAAGCUCGGGAAAUCCGAAAACGUCACCAAUGAAAACAUAGCGCGAACGAUUGAGCAAGCUAACGAGAAAAUGUGAUAUUAAGAUCCAUGAUAAUUCUGACUUAUCCGAGCGUCAUCCGUAAAUGAAACGAUGGAACAUUCCGAAUGUAAAACGACGAAGACGGUAAUUUGCAAUUAGGGUGCAGAAGAAUUUUUUACGAUUAAUUUUUACAUCAACUGUAUUCUAAACAAGUUUGAAUAAAUGCGAAAGAACGCGUUAAAAGUA
Bombus pyrosoma is the source of this 1666-nucleotide messenger RNA. RefSeq lists its product as uncharacterized. Bases 739 to 1173 code for a protein of 144 amino acids. The transcript has 4 exons. The record is from RefSeq and is a predicted model, not a curated record. NCBI's taxonomy places the organism in Eukaryota, Metazoa, Arthropoda, Insecta, Hymenoptera, Apidae.